This is a messenger RNA of Clunio marinus, 327 nucleotides long. The record is from the annotation of a GenBank genome assembly. NCBI's taxonomy places the organism in Eukaryota, Metazoa, Arthropoda, Insecta, Diptera, Chironomidae.
AUGUUGAGUAGAGCUAAGAUGCAGAAUUCCGAAAAUUUCCUUCACAUGUUAUUUACCCUCAGACAUUUAUUUUCAAAAUUGACCCCGAAAAUCAAACAACUUCGUCGUGAAGACAUGAAACGUUUGUGCAAUGGUGAAAUGAAACAAAAAAUCAAUGCUUCAAAAAGCAACGGGGCUGUUCACUUGAUUUUGAUUACGAACUUCAAAGAAAUUGAAACUUGUAUGCCAAAGUCAAAGUUACAAACCCCUUGCAGUCAAACAAAAGUUUGCAGUCAAUCUAAAUGUGCAGCAGAAAAGUCAAAACAAAAACAAAAAAAUAUCGAUUAA